CAUUGCCAUAUUGCUGGGCAUUUCCUUUGCAACUGCCGUUCUGGAGACAGAUCUGACCUGUCCCGGACGCAGCAUAACUAACGAAGCUGCUGCAGGAUGAGAAGAUGGCAGCGCGGCUGCUCGCACCACCAGGCCCUGAUAGUUUCAAGCCUUUCACCCCUGAGUCGCUGGCAAACAUCGAGAGGCGCAUUGCUGAGAGCAAGCUCAAGAAACCACCCAAGGCCGAAGGCAGUCAUCGGGAAGACGAUGAGGACAGCAAGCCCAAGCCAAACAGUGACCUGGAGGCAGGGAAGAGUCUGCCUUUCAUCUAUGGGGACAUCCCACAAGGCCUGGUCGCAGUUCCCCUGGAGGACUUUGACCCAUACUAUUUGACGCAGAAAACCUUUGUAGUAUUAAACAGAGGGAAAACUCUCUUCAGAUUUAGUGCCACGCCUGCCUUGUACAUUUUAAGUCCUUUUAACCUGAUAAGAAGAAUAGCUAUUAAAAUUUUGAUACAUUCAGUAUUUAGCAUGAUCAUUAUGUGCACUAUUUUGACCAACUGUGUAUUCAUGACUUUUAGUAACCCUCCUGAAUGGUCGAAGAAUGUGGAGUACACAUUCACAGGGAUUUAUACAUUUGAAUCACUAGUGAAAAUCAUUGCAAGAGGUUUCUGCAUAGAUGGCUUUACCUUUUUACGGGAUCCGUGGAACUGGUUAGAUUUCAGUGUCAUCAUGAUGGCAUAUGUGACAGAGUUUGUGGACCUGGGCAAUGUCUCAGCGCUGAGAACAUUCAGGGUUCUCCGAGCUUUGAAAACUAUCUCUGUAAUUCCAGACACAGAGAGAGGGAAGCACAAAGGUAGAGUCCUGCAGAGGGCUGACUUGGAAUGUGGCUUUCUGAGAGCCUCAAGGAAGACUUUACGAGCAGCUGGGAAAACGUACAUGAUCUUCUUCGUCUUGGUCAUCUUUGUGGGAUCUUUCUAUCUCGUGAAUUUGAUCUUGGCUGUGGUGGCCAUGGCUUAUGAAGAGCAGAAUCAGGCAACCCUGGAGGAGGCAGAGCAAAAAGAGGCUGAAUUCAAAGCAAUGUUGGAGCAACUUAAGAAGCAACAGGAAGAGGCACAGGCUGCUGCAAUGGCAACCUCCGCAGGCACUGUCUCAGAAGAUGCCAUCGAGGAAGAAGGUGAAGAAGGGGCAGGCUCUCCUCGCAGCUCCUCUGAAAUAUCUAAACUCAGUUCCAAGAGUGCCAAAGAAAGACGUAACAGGAGAAAGAAGAGGAAGCAGAAGGAACUCUCUGAAGGAGAGGAAAAAGGGGAUCCUGAGAAGGUGUUUAAGUCGGAGUCAGAAGAUGGUAUGAGGAGGAAGGGCUUUCGGCUGCCAGACAACAGAAUUGGGAGGAAAUUUUCCAUCAUGAAUCAGUCACUGCUCAGCAUCCCGGGCUCCCCGUUCCUCUCCCGGCACAACAGCAAAAGCAGCAUCUUCAGCUUCAGGGGGCCCGGGCGGUUCCGCGACCCGGGCUCGGAGAACGAGUUCGCGGACGACGAGCACAGCACGGUGGAGGAGAGCGAGGGCCGCCGGGACUCGCUCUUCAUCCCGAUCCGGGCCCGCGAGCGCCGCAGCAGCUACAGCGGCUACAGCGGCUACAGCCAGGCCAGCCGCUCUUCGCGCAUCUUCCCCAGCCUGCGGCGCAGCGUCAAGCGCAACAGCACGGUCGACUGCAACGGCGUGGUGUCCCUCAUCGGCGGCCCGGGCUCCCACAUCGGCGGGCGGCUCCUGCCAGAGGUGAAAAUAGAUAAGGCAGCUACCGAUGACAGUGUAAGGAAAAUUUGUGGUGCAGUACUCGGGAAAGACUGCUCCAAGAAACCCAGAGCCCCAGACAUGUCAGGAUUUGAUCUGCUAAAGGUCUCUUUAGUCAGCCUUAUAGCUAAUGCCCUGGGCUACUCGGAACUAGGUGCCAUAAAGUCCCUUAGGACCCUAAGAGCUUUGAGACCCUUAAGAGCCUUAUCACGAUUUGAAGGGAUGAGGGUGGUGGUGAAUGCCUUGGUGGGCGCCAUCCCCUCCAUCAUGAAUGUGCUGCUGGUGUGUCUCAUCUUCUGGCUGAUUUUCAGCAUCAUGGGAGUUAACCUGUUUGCGGGAAAGUAUCACUACUGCUUUAAUGAGACUUCUGAAAUCCGAUUUGAUAUUGAAGAUGUCAACAAUAAAACUGAGUGUGAAAAGCUCAUGGAGGGGAACAACACAGAAAUCAGGUGGAAGAAUGUGAAGAUCAACUUUGACAACGUUGGGGCAGGCUACCUGGCGCUUCUUCAAGUGGCAACCUUCAAAGGCUGGAUGGACAUCAUGUAUGCAGCUGUAGAUUCCCGAAAGCCUGACGAGCAGCCUAAGUAUGAGGACAACAUCUACAUGUACAUCUACUUUGUCAUCUUCAUCAUCUUCGGCUCCUUCUUCACCCUGAACCUGUUCAUUGGUGUCAUCAUUGAUAACUUCAAUCAACAAAAGAAAAAGUUUGGAGGUCAGGACAUCUUCAUGACCGAAGAACAGAAGAAGUACUACAAUGCCAUGAAAAAGCUGGGCUCAAAGAAACCACAGAAACCCAUUCCCCGCCCCCUG
Molecule: messenger RNA, 2579 nt
Organism: Leptonychotes weddellii (Weddell seal)
Lineage: Eukaryota; Metazoa; Chordata; Mammalia; Carnivora; Phocidae
Source: RefSeq, a predicted model, not a curated record